Anthostomella pinea is the source of this 687-nucleotide messenger RNA. Lineage: Eukaryota; Fungi; Ascomycota; Sordariomycetes; Xylariales; Xylariaceae. The record is from the annotation of a GenBank genome assembly.
AUGUCUUCACAAGCCGCCUUCACUCUCUUCCCUCUACUGCCAGCCGAGCUGAGGCUCGACAUAUGGCGACUCUCAUGCCACCAACGAGUCGUCGAAGUCUUCUACGACUCGGAGCAAGACCAAUGCACCACGACAGCAACACCUCCAGCCGUCCUUCACGCCUGCCACGAGUCUCGACUCGAAGCCCUCCGCAUCUACAAGAUGUCCUUCGGCACGAAAACCCACGAGCCGCGGAUAUACUUCUGCCACGACAUGGACACGCUCUACCUACCGCGCCCGCCCUUCAUGGGCUACGAUAACGACUCGCGGUCCUUCACCGAGCUCGUCAUGGACGCCGAUGACAUCGUCAACCUCGCAAUCGACCACGUGCAGCCCACCGUCAGGAGACCGUGGGAGACCUACAGCAAGUACGCUCUCAUGCAGAGCUUCCCGCGAGUGAGGGAGGUGUUCUUGGUCCUGGACACCGGGCUGCCGGCGGAUGAGGACUGCCACGGAGACGUGGGCUUGGCUGAUCCGGCUGGUGAUAUGUCGGAUCUGUGUCGCCUGCUGGCCGACGUGAAGGAGUCGUUCACCUACGAGGUAGGGGGCGCUUACAAGAUCGGGGAGAAGGAGGAUGAGUUCGUUGAGCAGCCACGGCUACCUCCGCUGGUGUUGAAGUCGAAAGUUAUGUCUGGUCACCAAGAGUAG